Messenger RNA from Pediculus humanus corporis (human body louse), 1041 nucleotides. RefSeq names its product Cathepsin L precursor, putative. Gene Ontology annotation, molecular function: cysteine-type endopeptidase activity. Bases 1 to 1041 code for a protein of 346 amino acids. The transcript has 4 exons. Gene Ontology annotation, cellular component: lysosome. Lineage: Eukaryota; Metazoa; Arthropoda; Insecta; Psocodea; Pediculidae. Gene Ontology annotation, biological process: immune response. The record is from RefSeq and is a predicted model, not a curated record.
AUGAAGUUUUUGUUCGUCGUCGGUGUUUUCCUUUUGGCUACCGUCGCGGUUGGUGCCACGAAUUCAUACGAAAACGUAAUACAAAAAGAAUGGGAUCUUUUCAAGGCUCAAUAUGGUAAAUCGUAUAAGACGCCAGAAGAAGAAUAUUAUAGAAUGAGAAUAUACAUGGAUAACAAAUUGGAAAUCGUCGAACACAAUUUGAAAUUUCUAGAAGGAAAAGUCAGUUACGAAAUGGGAGAAAAUCAAUUUUCCGACAUGACAUCCGACGAAGUCAACGAUUUGUACAACGGUUACAACAAAAUUAAUAGAAUGAAUGCAAAACCUGGAGAAAUUCCAGCUUUGCCCGAAAUGGAUGGAGUGCCGUUCGUUGCAAAAAACGAAGACGUACCCGAUUACGUUAAUUGGGUCGAAGCGGGUGCCGUCACACCGAUCAGGGAUCAGGGAGCUUGCGGAUCGUGUUAUGCUUUUGCCAGCUUGGCUACUCUGGAAAGUAGACUCAUGAUUUACAACAAGACCGAGUUGCAAUUGAGCGUACAAAACGUUCUCGAUUGUUCGGGCGAAUUUGGUAAUUUCGGAUGCGACGGAGGACUCGCGAGAAACGUUUACGAAUACGUUAUGGACAACGAAGGUGUAAACAAUGAAACCGACUACCCGUACGAAGUCCGCGAAGGAAAAUGCAGGUUCAGUUCGAAAAAAUUCACGGCCAAAAUCAAAGACUACGUGUCCGUGUCUUAUUUCGAUGAAGAUGCUCUUAAAGCCGCCGUCGCAACCGGACCCGUUUCCGUUUCCAUGGAUGCCAGUUCUCCAGCAUUUAAAAAAUACAAAGGAGGAGUUUACACGGAUGACAAAUGCAGUUCGAUGAAAUUGAAUCACGCCGUCGUCGCUGUCGGAUACGGUACUGAUCCUGAUACAAAACAAGAUUAUUGGCUCGUGAGAAACAGUUGGGGUACGGCUUGGGGAGAAAGAGGUUAUUUUAAAAUUGCAAGAAAUGCCGAUAACAUGUGCGGACUUGCCACGCGUCCCGUUUUUCCAACUCUUUAA